AUGGAGUUUUCUCUGAUCGCCGAUACAGUCGCAGUUUGCACGGCGAAGCAAGGAAUCGCGUUUGGGAAAUCUCUUCUUAAUCGGUGGGAUUUGGUUAAUCACAUUUCUUUCGCAGAUUCCGCCGUUGAUCAAUCUCUAGGUGGGAAUGUUCAAGCAUCGGCGAUUAUUUUUCCCGUUGAUGCAAUCGCUCCUCCGCCGGUUAGAUCUAGCUCUUACAAGACAAUCCGCCGGAUCCGUAAGAAGCGGCGUACGAAGCGAGUUUCGUUUGGUGGUGAUUCGGAAGACGGUGGUGGUGAUUUUGGUCGUUUUAUCUUAGAAGGUGGUGAUUUCGGUGGUAACGACGGUCCUUUCGGGUUUGGCGAUGGAGGAAGCGAUGGAGGAGGAAAGGGAUGGAACUCCGGUGGUGGUGGUUUCGGAGGGGGAAAUUGGGAUGAAUCUUCGUUUUCGUCUUGGUCGGAUCCAGCAAUGGAAUUCGUGUACGAAGUGAUUUGCUGGAUCGCUUUGUCGAAUUGCGUUCAUUUCGCGUUCAAGAGGAUAGUGAGGAUCGUAACGGACGGUGAAAGGGAGAAGUUGAACAUCACGUUAUCUCCGGUGUGCUGA
Molecule: messenger RNA, 600 nt
Organism: Arabis nemorensis
Lineage: Eukaryota; Viridiplantae; Streptophyta; Magnoliopsida; Brassicales; Brassicaceae
Source: the annotation of a GenBank genome assembly